ACUGUUGGCAUUUUUGCUGGCAGGGCACUUUGGUGCAGGACUCCGGCGAGCGUAGCACCACCAGCUGGCGUCUGCUUCUGAGCUCGGACACGAAGAGGAACGCCAAUGCAUAAAAUGCCUGUCAAACCUAGAAAACCGACCAAAAACCCAAGUUUUCUCAGUCAUGAGUUUUUCAUUCAAAAUCACGCGGACAUCGUGUCCUGCGUUGCUAUGGUGUUCGUGAUCGGCCUCAUGAUCCAGGCUACAUCAUCACUGGCUUACACCUUCAUUGGCGUUCACCACAAUGUCACACAAUCGCUGGACCUCCAAGACUCAAUUGAGAAACAGACUGAUACCUUGUACACCUAUGGACUCAAAGACCUAUGUGCUAUUUUCUUCUAUUCUCUCAUCUGCAUUGUUAUGCAUGCUAUUCUGCAAGAGUACUUCCUUGACAAAGUUACUAAGAAACUUCACCUCUCAAAGGCCAAACAUAGCAAGUUCAAUGAAUCAGGUCAGCUCCUGGUCUUCUAUCUCAUUUCAAUUGUUUGGGGUAUUGACAUCAUCCUGAGGCAAGACUUUAUCUUGAACAUAACUUCUCUUUGGGAAGGAUAUCCUCACUCUGCAUUGAUGUUUGCCUUCAAGUUCUACUUUAUCUUCCAACUCUCCUACUGGAUCCAUUGCUACCCUGAGUUGUACUUCCAGAAAGUGAAACGGGAUGAAAUGUCUGACCGCAUUCAGUAUGCCACUCUGGGUGUUAUUGCUGUGUCUGCCAUCUAUCUACUCAAUCUCAAUAGAGUUGGCAUCUGCCUGUUGACUCUUCAUUACCUGUCAGAAUCCUUAUAUCAUGUUGCUCGCAUUGUUGAGUACCUUGACAAAGAUGAUAAUGGCUCUAAGGGCAUUCACAUGGCUGCCAGUGGCAUGUUUGUAUUGGUACGACUGGGUUCCAUAAUUUUGUCUGUGCUUACCUUCUGGUAUGGACUUGCUCUUAGUGAUAAUCAAGUUAUCAACCUGGCUGAAGGAAACUUCAACACUCAAGCAGUCAGAUUGGGUGUUCUUGCUAGCAUAUGUGCUAUUCAGGCAUACUUCAUGUGGCACUUUAUCACUGAACAGCUUCAGCAGAUGCGCGAGCAAAAUGCUCUCAGUGCUGCCAGCAGACCAAAGCCCAAAGCCGAAAAGAAACCUAUUAAGAAGACUAAGAAAGAAGAAAAGAGAGAAGAUGAUGACUUGCCAGAGGUAGACCAAAAUACAAAGAAAACUCUGCGAUCAAGAACAGCUACCAAGGCUAAAUAAAUAUUGCGUCCACUGAAGUAUUUUCAUUAAUUUAUAAAGACUUGGUCAGUUUUGUACUGGCGUUUUUUGAGAUUAAAUGGUGUUUUUAAGAUUGUUUA
Messenger RNA from Frankliniella occidentalis (western flower thrips), 1367 nucleotides. It is a transcript of the gene TRAM, whose product is annotated as translocating chain-associated membrane protein 1. NCBI's taxonomy places the organism in Eukaryota, Metazoa, Arthropoda, Insecta, Thysanoptera, Thripidae. Gene Ontology annotation, biological process: SRP-dependent cotranslational protein targeting to membrane, translocation; protein insertion into ER membrane. The coding region runs from base 106 to 1269 and encodes 387 amino acids. Gene Ontology annotation, cellular component: endoplasmic reticulum membrane. The transcript has 8 exons. The record is from RefSeq and is a predicted model, not a curated record.